AGUUAGAAAUGUCCCCGGCAAUUAUUAAAUGGGCCGAAAAUGUGGAUAGUUCCACGUUGGUUAAACCACCACAUUGAAUCGGCCUUAUGGAGGGAAAAGCGGCCACAUGAAAACGACACCGUUCCCUCUCCGACACCCUCGACCGCAUCGCCUCCUCUCUCACGACUUCAUUCUUAUCGCCCACUUCUCCCUACUAAUUCUUCCCUCGGAUUCACAUCUACCACUGCAAUUUCUUUCCGCUCAUUUAUUGUUUACUUUUGUUGGUGAACCAACAAUCAUCAAUGGCGUCUUUUAGCGUCCCUUGCCCGAAGGUUUCGCCUCUGCUGCCCGCUUCAUCUCAGCCGGCUCAAAGACGGCACUGUGUUGCUUCCUUUCCUCGAUCUGAUUCCAGAUCAACUCCUGCACUGACAACAACAACUCAGUUUCAGGGAUGUAGCCGCAGCCAAUCAGAUGCCUUUAAGGUCUGUGCUCAGCUUAGUCAGGUUGUGGUCGAAAAAGUUUCAAAUGCUACCCCAGCUCUAGAGAGAGUGCCUAUUCUAGAAUCUGAAAAGCCAGAUGAAGUUCCUGAUGCAUCUUCUGUUUCAACUUUUAUGAACCAAGUGUCAGAUCUUGUCAAGCUUGUAGAUUCAAAAGAUAUUGUGGAGUUGCAGCUUAAACAAUUGGAUUGUGAAAUUCUUAUCCGGAAAAAGGAAGCACUGCCGCAGCCAUCAAUUCCAGCUCCUGUUUACUUUACGCCACCUCCUACAUACCAGUCUGAACUAUCACCAAGCACUCCUGCUCCAGCAUCUGUGGCCUCUAGACCGUCAUCUCCCACUUCAGCACCUGCACCAACAAAAUCAAAAUCAUCAUGUCCCCCAUUUAAAUGCCCAAUGGCUGGAAACUUCUACCGUUCUCCAGCUCCUGGUGCACCACCUUUUGUGAAGGUUGGGGAUAAGGUGCAAAAGGGACAGGUAAUAUGCAUUAUUGAGGCUAUGAAACUGAUGAAUGAUAUUGAGGCUGAUCACUCUGGCACCGUAGUUGAGAUUCUUGUAGAUGACGGAAAACCAGUCAGCUUAGAUAUGCCUUUAUUUAUAAUCGAGCCAUGAGUAACCAAGUUCGUCUCUGAUGAAGAACAACCGUUAAAAUUCUGAAGUAAGAGAUUUAUUUGCCUUGAAAAAAUUGCCAUGUGAAAUUAGGACAAUGUUUGUUUUUACUGUAAUGAUGUUUAGGGACAUGUUUAGUGAUUAUGGUGCUAAUUUUAAACUUCAAAAUAAUACUACAUAUUUUUGUAUACACCACAUGGAUGCGUAUUUAAAAUUGAUUUGAAUGCUCAAUUAAGUUGACAUUUUUUGUUACAA
Salvia miltiorrhiza (redroot sage) is the source of this 1337-nucleotide messenger RNA. Its product is annotated as biotin carboxyl carrier protein of acetyl-CoA carboxylase 2, chloroplastic-like. Bases 282 to 1085 code for a protein of 267 amino acids. Gene Ontology annotation, biological process: fatty acid biosynthetic process. Lineage: Eukaryota; Viridiplantae; Streptophyta; Magnoliopsida; Lamiales; Lamiaceae. The record is from RefSeq and is a predicted model, not a curated record. The transcript is spliced from 7 exons. Gene Ontology annotation, molecular function: acetyl-CoA carboxylase activity. Gene Ontology annotation, cellular component: acetyl-CoA carboxylase complex.